Dentiscutata heterogama is the source of this 339-nucleotide messenger RNA. The record is from the annotation of a GenBank genome assembly. NCBI's taxonomy places the organism in Eukaryota, Fungi, Glomeromycota, Glomeromycetes, Diversisporales, Gigasporaceae.
AUGUCUACUAUGGAACAAAAGCACGGAAAAGAAAGUAUACGAGCACUUUUAUACUUUGCAGUUAUGACGGUAUUCGUUAGAGCUUCUUUGGCUGGUCCAUCCUUAAACAUACCAUCAUACGAAACUUUAGUAGAACCUUCAGAAAUACUUUCCGCCCUGGAUUUAUCAACUAGCGAUGAGUCAAUGAGCUCGACAACAUCUGACAAAUUAGACUUAAUUCCACAUUCAAAUAAGGCAGGAAUAUUCGGAACUUUUCUGGCCAGUACUGCCGCUCUACUUAAAGGUCAAUCCACAGAGCCGUUGGUGAACGGAGUAGUCUCUUUACAAGAUUACUUGUAA